AUGCAGAUCUUCCUUCUUGGCCUCGACAACACUACACACACCCUCGACGUUGAUGCGUCCACCACCCUCAGCGCCAUCAAGGUCCGUUUUAUUAAUAUUAGGUAACACUUCUAAAUUAUAUAUUUGAAGGGCGUGAUUGGAGCCGGACAAGAUUUCGCCAUCUCCCAUGGAUCCAAGAUUCUCGAUGAGGAACGCACUCUCGGAGAUUACCAAAUCGAAAACCUCUCAACUCUUUCAAUCAACGGAAGACUUCUCGGAGGUUCGUUUAACUUUCCAUAUUUUGUUGAAUAAUUAUUUCUAACAAUACAAAUAAAUUUUUUCAGGUAAGGUUCACGGUUCCCUCGCUCGUGCCGGUAAAGUCCGUGCUCAAACACCAAAGGUUGACAAGCAAGACAAGAAGAAGAAGAAGCGCGGUGAGUAGUUUCAUUCAUAAAAUUUAUCAAUUCCAAAGAUUUUCUUGUUAACUAUCCAUAUGUCAGCAUUUUAUGAUUAUUUAACAUAAUCAACUCAGAAAACGUCUCGUCAACCGUCCGCGAGCCGGCAGACGGCCGUCGAAUUCUGAUACUAAUUUGUCAGUUUGCUAGCUCGCAGACAGCGUCUGCUAGGUUCUGCCAGCUAGCAACCUCGCGGCGAGCUGUCGAAAUGCCUCUGCUAGCUUUCGACAGCUCGCAACCUCGCGGAUGGCUGACGAGACGUUUUCUGAGAAUUGGAAAAAAUUCUUCAGUUUUUUUUUUGAUAGAAUUGCAGAUUUGUUAGUUCAAUUUUUGUUGAAACCUGAGCUUUUUAGUUACAUUGUUGUAUAUACUUCUGAAAAAUGCAUUUUUAAAUAAAACAAAGGGCUCGUCUCAAACUUUUUGUUUUUUUUCCAAUCAAUAAUCGAUAAACAUUCCAGGACGUGCAUUCCGUCGUAUUCAAUACACUCGCCGCUUCAUCAAUGUCUCUACUGGACCAGGAAAGAAACGCGGACCAAACUCCAACGCCUAA
Caenorhabditis angaria is the source of this 984-nucleotide messenger RNA. NCBI's taxonomy places the organism in Eukaryota, Metazoa, Nematoda, Chromadorea, Rhabditida, Rhabditidae. The record is from the annotation of a GenBank genome assembly.